Messenger RNA from Brassica napus (rape), 3226 nucleotides. Its product is annotated as F-box protein SKIP14-like. The coding region runs from base 620 to 1867 and encodes 415 amino acids. The record is from RefSeq and is a predicted model, not a curated record. The transcript is spliced from 3 exons. Gene Ontology annotation, molecular function: protein binding. NCBI's taxonomy places the organism in Eukaryota, Viridiplantae, Streptophyta, Magnoliopsida, Brassicales, Brassicaceae. Gene Ontology annotation, cellular component: cytoplasm.
AGACUUUUAUCUCUUUGCUCCCUCGUAAAAUCAUCUCCACCCCCUGAAGGGAGAUUUCUCUCGCACAAAUUUUCCCGUCGUUUUCUCUCGGUCGACCAAUUUCACCAACCCAUUUCUCUCUCUCUCUCUCUAACUCUCUUUCAUUCCCUUAACCAAGAAGGAAGAAACUUGCUUCGUCGUUUACAUUCCCAAUUCGAAAGUUUUGAGAUUUCCCCAAUCAAGAAGAAGAAGAUCUUGUUCAUUUCGCGGCGAGGGUUCGGUUUGGUUCUUCGUGGGCAAGGAAGGGUUUCUCUAAUUUACUCAAUCGGAUCAGAAAGUCUUCGUCUUUAUCCCGUCUCAGUUUCGGUUUCUGAAAACCCUAAUUCAUCCAUUCUUCUGUCAGCAAUAGGGGUUUCUUAUUACUUUCUAAAACAAAGGAAGCUCUGAAAAUUUUCAGUGCCUAUUAUUUUUUUCUGUUGCCAUCUGAAAUCAAAGAGUCUCCUUUCUCCGUAGAUCUAUCCUUUUCCUAAAAAAAAAAAAGAAGAUAGCUUUUUGUCCGGAUCUGAUCUUGGUUUCUACCUUUUUAGGUAUUCUCUGUACAAAGUGAUUUUAGGUUUCGUAAGUGUAGGCUUUUAUAGGAAUGGCGUUGAAUUUUUCACAUAGACACUUUUCUUCCCAUCUAUCUGAUGAAUCAAUGAAGAUAGCCAAUGGGUAUCUUGCUGAUGGGCUCUCUGAGAGGAACGGUGAUGUUUUUAACUAUGGGAGGAAUGCUGGAGAUUCAGCUUCUGUUGACAUACUUGAUGUUCUGCCUUCUGAUCCGUUUGGGAUGGAUAUCAACAAUACUUUCACUGCUAUCACUGGAUGGCUUGAGGAUUUGGAGGUUGAUUGUAGCCAGUAUGGGAGAGAUGAGAUUUGGGUUGGUGAUGGGAGCCACCAGCUCUUUGCUGGGUUGAGUUUCAUUUGGAACAAUGCAAUGCGGUUUCAGGAGUUUCCAGAGAGAAAUGUGUACACUAAUGGUGCUUUCUUAUCCACUAGUAGUGUGGAUGAGGUUGGAGAAAGCAGUGGUGGCUGCACCACCAAUGACGCAGUUGAGGAUGCACACGUUCAUCCAGCGUUUGGUUUUUGUCUUUAUCGCUUGGGAGUGAAGGAUCUUCUCUCAGCGAGUAUGGUUUGCAAGUCUCUGCACACGACUGUCUGUGAUGACUCGCUUCUGUGGAAACAUAUCCACAUUUGUCAGCCGUUGAAUGAGAAGAUCACAGAUGAGGCUCUCCUGCAGUUAACCGAGCGGGCUCAGGGCACUAUGCAGUGUUUGAGGCUCGUGGAUUGCUCGAGAGUUACAGAUGAUUGUCUUAAGCAGGUCAUGGAGCGUAACCCACAAGUAGUUAAGCUUGGCGUGUCUGGAUGCACAAGGAUCACUAUCGAUGGCGUUUUGAGCAUCUUGAGGGAUCUGAAGUCUGCGGGGAAGCUUCAAGUGAAGCAGUUAGAGAUCGGUGGCAUCUUUGGAGUUACUAAAGAUCACUACGAUGAAUUGUUUGGCUUGUUAGACGUUGACAACAAUGUGGAGCAGUCUACACAGAAGCCGCGUUUUUACCAUAGAGGAGACUCCUCAUGUGUAUCCUGCGAUGAUGAUGACAGGGUGCUGGAUAUUGAGAUGUGCCCAAAAUGUCAGAACGCUAGGCUUGUGUAUGACUGUCCAGCAGAAGAUUGUAAAGGGAAGGAGGAAUGUCGUGCUUGUUCUCUUUGCAUACAGAGGUGUUUUCAGUGUGGUCGGUGCAUCAAUGACAGCGAAUACGAAGAAACGUUCUGUCUGGAGUUUUUGUGCGCUGGUUGUUCGAAGUCGUCCCUUAAGUUACCUCUUGAGCUGGAAAGCCUUUCUGGUAUGACGUAGUUUGUGGGAAAUGUGUUUGCCCAUGGAUGUAGGUGUCUGUACAUAUAUUAAUAUGUUUAUUUUGGAUUGUGGAAAGUCAGAAUUAAAAGAAAAGAAUAUGAAUAUAUGGAAGAAAGAAGCAGAGUAGUUUUGGUGAGUGAAGAGUAGACAAGAAGAGUUUGUCAUGGCAUAGUUAGAGAGAUUAGAAAGACUACGCGAGAUGGGUAAGUUAGAAAGAGGUGGUGUAAUGUGAUGGAGGACAAGGUUGGCGUCUGCUAUCUUGAUGAGUGGGGCUUAAUUGGUUUUGAGAAAGGUCAGGAUAAAGAAAAAAAGAUUAUGUAAAAAGGAAAAGCCAAGAAAGAGUCUCAGAAGUUUGAUUUGUCGUCUGCUUUUGUGGGUUGGAGUUAAGAACACGAGAUGGGUCUUUCUUACUCUACUAUAAGUUAGAAAGAAAGAAGUAAGAGUAGUGUGAUGAAGGACAAGGUCGGCGUAUGCUGUCUUGACGAGUGUGGCUUAAUUGGUUUUGAGAAACUUCAGGGCAAAGAAAAAGAUUUUAAAAGGAAAAGGCAAGAAAGAGUCGCAGUAGUGUGAUUUGUCAUCUGCUUUUGUGGGUUGGAGUUCGGAGUUGGACAUUAAGAGAAGAACACGAGAAGAUUCUUUCCAACACUGCUAUAAGUUGGAAAGAGGUAUAGUAGUGUGAGGAACAGGUCGGUGUCUGCUAUAUUGAUGAUGUAGCUGAGUUAGUUUUUGAGAAAAGUUCAGGAUAAAGAAAGACUCUGUAAAAGGAAAAGAUAAGGAGUCUCAGUAGUGUGGUUCGUCAUCAGCGUUUGUGGGUUGCAGUUGGGAGUUGGAGAUUUAGAGAAGAGUCUUUCCAACUCUGCUAUAAGUUGGAAAGGGGUAGUUAGUGUGAUGAAGAACAAGGUUGGCGUCUGCCAUCUUGAUGAGUGUGGCUAAAUUGGUUUUGAGAAAAGUUCAGGAUAAAAAGGAAAAGCCAAGAAAGAGUCUCUUUAGUUUGAUUUAUCAUCUGCUUUAGUGAGUUGGAGUUUGGAUUUGGAGAAUUGCAGGAGAAGAGUUUGGGAUUGUUGAAGCCAUAAAAGGGAAACAAUGAGUUCUACAUGUAGAUUAAGAACCAGAAGAUCAUUUGCCCUAAUAUGUUUUGAAGAACAUGGUUAGUCUGCAUUCUUGACAGAGUUCAUAAAGGUGUGCCACUUUUGGUGAAAUCUUUGCUCAAUGGAGAUCAUUUUCAACUGUCUAGAAACUAUUUCCGUGCAAUAAAUAUGUUCGUUUUCAUCUUUGUUGAACAAUUGUCGUAAAUUUUUGUUUUGGCGCAAGACAUCUAUUUGUUAUAAAAAUAAAAUAAAAAAUUGUGACUUUGGAUUA